CAAAACGAUACAGGAAAAUGGCGACGUUUUAUUUUUCAAUAUAUUUGGAAGAGUGAAUAAUAAUAAUAAUAAGGUUUUAAAAAACCACAUGGCUAAUCACUAUGAAGUGCCCAACUGGGCUGGGAAACCUCCAGUUGGUCUCCAUUUAGACGUUUUAAAAGGCGAUAAGCUAAUACAGAAACUAAUGAUCGAUGAGAAAAAAUGCUACCUUUUCGGGCGAAACUCUCAAAUGAACGAUUUUUGUAUUGAUCAUGCUUCUUGUUCUAGGGUACAUGCUGCCUUCGUAUGGCACAAACACUUGAAUAGGGCCUUUUUAGUUGAUCUUGGAAGCACACAUGGUACUUUCAUAGGAACCUUACGUUUGGAAGGUUACAAACCCACUCAAUUGCCUAUCGAUUCUGGUUUUCAUUUCGGUGCUUCAACUAGAAAUUACAUUAUUAGAGAGAGACCUCAGACUGGGAUCAGGCCAAUCAUAGAUGAAAUUGAAAAAGCUGGAGAUGAUUCUGACGGUGGAUUAUUGGGAUUGCCUGAGACCGAAACUGAAUUGGAUAACUUAACGGAAUUUAACACGGCCCACAAUCGACGAAUAUCGAUGUUGGGCAUAACGGACGAUUCAGAUAAACGAGCGUCGCGCAAACGCAAACGACACUGCGUCUCCUUCAACGAAGACGAAGAAGUCAUAAAUCCAGAAGACAUAGACCCGAGCAUCGGUCGCUUCCGUAACCUAAUCCAAACCACCAUCGUCCCCACGUCGGCGAAACGAGCGAAAAUAGCCGAAAGUAUCGGUAUAAGUCCCUCUGAAUUUAGACAGCCCAAAGUAACCCAUCACCAGCACUCCGUAGCCCAAGAUUUGUACAAUGAUUUGCCACCGGAGUCGCAUCCAUCGAGUUUGGGCAUUUAUAGUUCGUUGAAUUCUCGAUUGGGCAUGGUGUUGCCAAAUCCAGCGCCCGAGGUCGAUAUGGGACAAUCGUUCGCGAAUCCCACGCCGUUCGUGCCUCAGCAAGUUCAAUCGAGCGAGUCGAUGGAACCGAAGAAGAAGAAGUACGCAAAGGAGGCCUGGCCCGGGAAGAAAUCUGUUCAAACGUUGUUGGUAUAAUUUGGGUUUGUUGAUAUCGGGAAGAGGGUAUUUAAGUUGUUAAAUUAUUUUCUAUUCUGAUGUUUAAAAUAAUAAUAUGAUUGUAAUGCUGUAUUUGGAAAAACCAUGAAGAAUGUAAAAAUGAGUCGUAUGAUAAAUGUUGGGAAACGUUGAGAAAUGGUUAAAAAAACUGAAACACAUUGGUGAUGCAUGCAAAAAAUGAAUAGUCGUAACUGUCAUAUUGAGAUACAAUUUUGGGUCAAUUAUCUUAAUUAUUUAGUAGUUUUUGUUUAUAUAUUUAUAUACCAAAGAUUUAAAUUUAAUUUGGCCAUCAAUCUCAAAAUUUUUAAUUUUUUUUAUAUCAUAAUUGACAAGACUUUGAACAAUUUAUUUAAUGGAAAUAUUAAAAAUGUAUAUAUACCAAAUUUAAGAUUUUAAAUGGAAUGACAAAAAACUUGUUUAAUAAAAGAAAUGCUAUUAAAUUAAAUUGUUUGAGGUGGUUGUUUUUAAUAUAUUCUCUUUCCGAUAUUGAGCAGCAAAAAAAUUAUGCCAGUGGCGGAGGGUGAAAAAAAAAGUCGUUGGUGAAGAUAUUUUUUUGUAUUUGGUUCUUUUUAUCCCUGUUUUUAUUUAGAUUGUAAAUGAAAUUAUUUAUAAGUUCAUCUUAAGAUAUUUACAAAAUAUUUUUUUUUUCUUUACUUUGUAGUUUUAUUUCAAAGGAG
This is a messenger RNA of Psylliodes chrysocephalus, 1794 nucleotides long. Lineage: Eukaryota; Metazoa; Arthropoda; Insecta; Coleoptera; Chrysomelidae. The record is from the annotation of a GenBank genome assembly.